This is a messenger RNA of Verticillium nonalfalfae, 171 nucleotides long. RefSeq names its product 40S ribosomal protein S29 (gene RPS29). NCBI's taxonomy places the organism in Eukaryota, Fungi, Ascomycota, Sordariomycetes, Glomerellales, Plectosphaerellaceae. Gene Ontology annotation, cellular component: ribosome; cytosolic small ribosomal subunit. Gene Ontology annotation, molecular function: structural constituent of ribosome; zinc ion binding. The record is from RefSeq and is a predicted model, not a curated record. The coding region runs from base 1 to 171 and encodes 56 amino acids. Gene Ontology annotation, biological process: translation. The transcript has 3 exons.
AUGUCUCACGAGUCUGUCUGGAACUCUCGCCCCCGCUCGUACGGCAAGGGCUCGCGCUCUUGCCGUGUCUGCAAGCACUCGGCUGGUCUCAUCCGCAAGUACGACCUCAACCUGUGCCGUCAGUGCUUCCGUGAGAAGGCCAAGGACAUCGGCUUCAACAAGUUCCGCUAA